AUACGUUGUGAGCGAGCACAUUAUUUUCUAUACAAAAGCAGUAUAUGCAAGACAAUUCGUGUGUGCACAUUGAUUUGUAGGGCCAUAACACUAAAUGAACGGGUGAGCUGAGCAAAACUGAAGUAUAUUUCAUACGCAAUAAGCAUAGAAACAUUGGGACAGAGUGAGAAAUACGUACGUAACGAUUGAGAGACAGGCUGUUUUGGUGUGGUUGACUGUGUGUUAGUUAGUGUUGUAUGUUUCACUCUGGAUGAAGUUUAGUUUUCAUUUGUAUGUGCAUCACAGUUACACAAAGAAAUACGAGCAAAAACUGAAUCUCAUCAAUAUAAAAAAAAAAAAAAAAUUAUAAAUGGCUGACAAACAACAACGUUUACAUCAAGUGUAGUGAUGAAAUUUUCAAAGUAAUAUUCAAUUCAAAGGCAAGCGAUAAAAAACAAUUAUAGAAAAAGUGAGAACAAUUUGACAACAAUGGAUGCAACGUAUAUUCCAACCGAAAAAGAUAUGUCUGGUCAGCCAGUGGAUCGUCUAAAAUUAUUAUAUCCAAAUGUUGAUGAAAAUUUGACGCCACUACCUCGAUCAUGGAGCUCACAAGAGAAGUGUAUUACGAUUGGACUGACCCAAAAUAAUUUACGUGUUCAUUACAAAGGUAUUGGAAAAUCACAUAGUGAUGCUGCUUCCGUACGUACACCAUAUCCGAUCCCGGCAGCUUGUGGCCUGUAUUAUUUCGAAGUAAAAAUCAUAUCGAAAGGUCGCGACGGUUACAUGGGCAUCGGUUUAACCGCACAGAAUUUCAAAGCAAAUCGACUACCCGGCUGGGAUAAACAAUCAUAUGGCUAUCAUGGUGAUGAUGGCAAUUCGUUCUCAUCGUCUGGCAAUGGUAAAACAUACGGACCAACAUUUACCACCGACGACAUUAUCGGCUGUGGCGUUAAUUUAGUUACAAAUACAUGUUUCUACACGAAAAAUGGUCACAAUCUUGGCGUCGCAUUUCACGAUUUACCGUCAAAAUUAUAUCCAACAGUUGGUCUACAGACGCCCGGCGAAAUUGUUGACGCAAAUUUUGGGCAACAACCGUUUAUGUUCGAUAUCGAAGAUAUGCUUAAAGAAUUGAGAGAGUCAACAAAAGCUUCCAUACUAAAGUUUCCACUGCCCGAUGAUCAGGGCGAUUGGACUAUAAUCUUAAAUAAAAUGGUUUCAUCAUAUUUAGUUCAUCAUGGCUAUAGUUCGACAGCUGAAUCAUUUGCAAAAGCAACCGAACAAAAUAUCGUUGAAGAGAUGACUUCAAUAAAAACUCGUCAAAAAAUCUUGAAGCUGGUCAUGGGCGGUCGAAUGGGUAUUGCAAUCGAGCACACACUUCGUUCCUAUCCCGGUUUAUUAGAAAACAAUCAAAAUCUAUUGUUCAUGUUAAAGUGCAGACAAUUUGUUGAAAUGGUAAACGGAUCUGAUUUUGAGAAUGGCAUAUCUCGUUCAACAAGCAAUCCAGUCCAAACGUCAGUGAUUCAAUCAACGAAAUCCUAUCAAAAUGGAUCACAAACAAACAACAAUAACGGUAUAAACAAUAACGCAAACAAUAUAAAUAAUAACAUCGGUCCCCUAAUCAGCGAGUCAUCAACCACAAUGAACGACAACCCCGACAUUAAUAACAUUGAUAAUUUUUCGGCGACAAACAAUUUAGAACAUCUAUGCGAACCAUUAAAAAAUAAUUGCAAUCACGAUGACGUUCAAUUGAAUAACCAAAUAAACACAGCAAAUAACAACGAUUUCAGCAGUGAUGUUGAAAUGGAAAAUGGUCAUAACGUAACGAAUGGUAACAGCCAUAAAAAUGGAACCGAUAUCAACAUCAACCAUACAUCAAUAGACACGGACGAAGAUAUGGACGUGGACCUGAUACCAAAUAGAAAGACGAGCAAAUCAGGUGUUGAACGAAUGCUCGAAUUCGGUCGUGAGCUAUUUCAGAUGAGCCAACGACUGGAAAAGGAAAAUGGAGUAAAUGAAACAAAUCGCAAAAUGUUAGAAGAUGCAUUUAGUUUGUUAGCUUAUUCAAAUCCUUGGUCUAGUCCGAUGGGAUGGCAGUUAUGUCCUUCACGGCGUGAAAUUGUUUGUGCUGCAUUAAACUCUGCCAUAUUAGAAUCAUUAAACUACUCAUGGCGGCCACCGUUAGAAGUGUGUGUGGCACAUGCCUGCGAAUUAUUGCACCUAAUGGCGAGCUCGUCAAUCGGUAGCUGUGCAUUUGCCAGUAUCGAUUCCAUCUUGGAUGCAUCUCAAUGACCGUCGUUAUUCGCUGUUGUUGCUUAGAUUGAUGUUUUUGUAUUCAAAACGAAAAAAUAAAAUAAAAUAAAAUAUAAAAUAAUGAUUAAAGAAAAAUAAUAAUGCCGCUACAGUGUGAAAAUGUGAAAACAACUAAAGCAUAUUAUUUUCUAUUGACAACAUAAAAAAAGAGAAAAACAAUAUGAAUAAGAUGAAAGGAGGAGCAAUUUAAUGGAUAUAAAAACAAGGAUUUAAAUAUUUGUAUCAUUAUGCAUAGAUUUUUUUAAAAUUCUAACAUAUUUUUUUUCUAAUUCGUUGAAUUCAAAGAAAUUUAAGAAGUGACAAGAAAAACUCAAUAUUUCGUGAACAUGUGUUUAAAAUGACAAAACAAAAAUGAAAUACCAGAAACUUCUUCAUAUUAUUAUAGUUGUAUUGAUUUGAGCGUUGAACAAAACAAAAAUACGUUUACUUAGAUAAAAGAAACAAAUAAACAAACAAAAUGUGUUUAGUCUAGCCACAUUCUCCCACUUUUUUCUUCGCUUUACAUGGUUAGUGUACCUAAUUAUGAAAUAGUUUUUGCAAAACUCGAUAGAUUUUUAUUUUCAUUUGAAUCACAUGCGAAAAAAAUAUCACACGAUUAGAGAUCGACUACAUAAAAUCGGAAAACGUUUAUUAUUUCUUUUUUUAAAAAAAUUCGACAACAAAUUGUGAAAACACAAAAUUCAAAACGAAAAGAAAAACAACCAUUUUGGACGAAAAAUAUGAUAAACUACUUUAAAAAUCUUAUUAUUAUUUAUUUGUUUUCUUUUGACUUGUUUCAAUAUUUACCAAAAUGUAUAAAACCGAUUUGCAAAGAAUGUUUUUUGUUUGAUGAAAAAAUUAUUAUUAAAAAAAAAAUAGAAACAAAAUAAAAAUGACAACGAAAACUAUCAGAACAAAAAGUAAAUGAGAAAUAUUUUUGAAUCAAUAAAUGUCUUUCUCAUCUUCAUCGUCAGAAUGAUUGGUUUUAAUUAUGUGGAUAUUUUUUUUUGUGUGGCGAAAAAUGUGUGUGCUUUUUUGUGAUUUCUCAAGGCAAUCGUACGCGUCAUUGUUUACCGACAAUUACUUGUUCGUUCCGAUUUCGGAAAUAAAGAGCAAAAUCUGCCGAAUUGCCGUUAUUUAACAUUAAAACACUUGGCCGUAUUACGCAAUACAGAUCACAGUUCCGCUUAAUUAACAUAUUUUUAUUAAACAAAGAAAAAAUCACGAGCGAUUUCCGAUGGCAAAGUGCACAAUAGACAAGUUCAAAUUACGUAUUUAAUCUAGAGACAAACCAUUUUUAAUUUUCAAGAUAUUGUCAAUGACAAUGAUCAUACACAAAACACUACAUAAAUAACAUUUGUUGACAAUAUAGAAACUCAUUUUCGAGUUAAGAAACUGAUGAAAAAACACACCCAUUUUAAAUUAAAAAUAAUGUUCAUAGGAUUUUGGUCUCAUUUCAUCUUUCCCGUUGGAGAGAUGACAUCCAUUGUAUACAACCACACAUACGCAUAUGAAUUGAAUCGAAAGCCAAAAAAACAUGAGAAAGUUUGAAAGAAAAACACUGUGACAUUGAUUUAUGUGUAAAUUAUUUAGACAUUUUGGUGUGUUUUUUUUUAAUUAGAAAAUAUGUAGCGCUUAAAUGAGAUGAAAAUCAGAAUUUUCCUUAAUCUAAAAUCGAAUAGGUAAACUACACGAACACUUUCCCUCUUUCUUAAAUGGUUAAAAAACAAACAAACACACACACACAUUAACAACACAACGGACGCAAGAAAAGCUAAACACACACACACACGUAAAUGUGCGGUUUACUUUAAUAAUUAUUGGGUAAACAAUAACCAACAAAACUAAACUGAACUCAUAUAUUACGUU
Messenger RNA from Contarinia nasturtii (swede midge), 4137 nucleotides. It is a transcript of the gene RanBPM, whose product is annotated as ran-binding proteins 9/10 homolog. The coding region runs from base 469 to 2268 and encodes 599 amino acids. Gene Ontology annotation, biological process: cell surface receptor signaling pathway; cytoskeleton organization. The transcript is spliced from 12 exons. NCBI's taxonomy places the organism in Eukaryota, Metazoa, Arthropoda, Insecta, Diptera, Cecidomyiidae. The record is from RefSeq and is a predicted model, not a curated record. Gene Ontology annotation, cellular component: cytoplasm. Gene Ontology annotation, molecular function: protein binding.